CAACCGAUAAAGCCCCUUUAAUGAAGGUUACUCAAUCAUAAACAACAGUCAAAGGGAAAUAACUCUAAAAGUAUCGAAAUAAUGUAAUCAGGUUUACAUACAUGUGCGUUUGUGUGAUAGAAAGUUGAUUCGAUUUUAACCGACAGAAAUAAUAAUAAUGGCUAAUUUACUAGAAUGAUAUUAUUGUCUCGAUUAUUUCUUUCUUUCAAGAAGUCAAUGACAAAGGUUUUAGAAUUUGUUUUAUGUCCAAAAUCGAACUGCUUCCUUGUGUAUUGAUUGAGGAAACGUGAAACUGAAUAAUGUAUUGAUACUAUGAUAGCUCCAUAAAUUAUGGCAUAAUAAAUAGUCAGUGGAGAAUGUACGAGGAGGUGUAGGUGAAAAACUUUGAAUCAUGUUAAUAUUUAGACCCACAUCAUAUUUUUCUUCAACUUCGAACCCAUUAUUGUUAAAGCUGAUUGGAAAACACAAACUGGGUUUACAAAACACCUGUGAUUAUUUUCUGCAUAUAAGAUACAAUUCCUUAUCUUGUAUCAGUUUGAAAAACAAUUCUUCAUGUGAUAAAAAUGUUGGAAGCCGAAAUCGGCAGUUUGACACUGUUUCCAAGGAAACAGUUAUAGCAGAAAAGAAACCAUUAGGCUUGAAAGGAGAUUGUUCUAUUUUUGGAACAACAGAAUUACAUGUAUGUCAUAUUACUGAUAGAAAUAUUAAUAUGUGUACUACAGAUGGUGGCAAAAAGAAUUGUCAAAAUGUGAAUGAUAAUAAAAACAAUCAUCAAUUUGAUGGAAUUUCAGAACGUUUUGUAAUGCAAAGAUCACAGAAUGAACACUUAAGAAAUAUUUUCUACAAUAAAACUGAAUCAGCUUUGGAUUCUAGAUGGAAGUGUAAUAAUUCUAGAUGGAUCAAACAGUGUUUGGAAUUUCAGUUUUGUCAAAAUACUCACAACAAAGGGUGUAAGUCACAGUUACCAUGGAAACCGCAUCACCAACAUCACAACAGAACUAAGAAUCAUUUGUUGUGCUCACAAAAACGUGGAUGCUUUUGUUCAUUAACAUGUGCCAGAACAUACUCGACAAAAACUAUUUCCGGACAAGAGAAACAAUGGAAGAUUCUCUUUUUCGGAACAGAUGACUUUGCAGUGGAAAUUCUGAGGAUCUUAAAUGAAAACAAAUUGAGUUCAACAGAUUCCAUUGUUGAAGCUCUGGAUGUUGUGUCCAAUCCAGGAAAGACAGCCGUUAGAAACUAUGCGGACACCGCAGGUCUCCCUGUAUUCACGUGGCCGGUUCGUUCUCUAGCUAACGACUAUGACAUUGGUGUCCUAGCGUCAUUUGGUCAUCUCAUUCCUGGCCAACUGAUCAGCUCUUUUCCACAUGGUAUUCUCAACGUUCAUCCCAGUCUCUUACCACGGUGGCGAGGAUCGGCCCCCAUUAUUCACACCAUACUAAACGGCGAUGAGGUGACGGGGAUUUCCAUCAUGAAGCUUAGGCCAAAACGAUUUGAUGUUGGGUCGCUGCUGGUGCAGAAAGAAGUCUCAGUCCCACCCCGUGUCACUUCCUGCCAGCUUAGUGAGAUGCUUGCCCGACAGGGUGCGCAGGUGCUUAUUGAUUGCUUGUCGAACCUGGCGUCUUAUGAGAACGCUGAAUACGAACAGCCAACAGAUGGAGUUACUCUGGCACACAAGUUAAAAGCAAGUGCGGCUCAUAUCAGAUGGCAUCAACAGACGUCUGUGGAGAUAGAUCGACUGUACCGGGCAGUUGGGGAAAUAAUGCCAUUGAAGAGUCACUGGAAGGAUUCACCAGUCAAAUUACUGGAUAUGGUGGAUCCAGUACUUGUGCAAGAUAUGACCAACAGAUUGGCUGUGAAUGCUGCACCAGGAACGCCGGUCUUUUCCAAAGACAGACAACUCUUGCUGAUCAAAUGCAAGGAUGGCUAUGUUGGAUUCCGGACGGUUAUUAUAAAAAAGAAAAUGUCAGCUCAGGCAUUCUACAAUGGAUAUUUGUCAAAACCACAGAACAAGGAUAUUAUUUUUGUAUGAAAUACACAUUGGUAGAACUGUCAAUCAACUGGCUACUGUGGAAACCAUAGAAUGAGGAUACAAUAUUUACAUAAAAUUCACAUAGGUAGAUCUACCUAUCAGAUGGCUGCUAUGGAAACCACAGAACAAGGAUACAAUAUUUACAUGAAAUUAACAUUAGUAGAUGUUCACAGUAAAUAUAUAACAUGUUUUGUGAUGUUUACAAGUCUUUUCUUUGCAAGAUAUUUGAUAAGAAAUUAAAUGUUUAAUAUUAAAGUACUUAUGUAUUAUGCAUAAA
Molecule: messenger RNA, 2309 nt
Organism: Gigantopelta aegis
Lineage: Eukaryota; Metazoa; Mollusca; Gastropoda; Neomphalida; Peltospiridae
Product: methionyl-tRNA formyltransferase, mitochondrial-like
Exons: 11
Coding region: 392-2032 (546 amino acids)
Biological process (GO): conversion of methionyl-tRNA to N-formyl-methionyl-tRNA; biosynthetic process
Cellular component (GO): mitochondrion
Molecular function (GO): methionyl-tRNA formyltransferase activity
Source: RefSeq, a predicted model, not a curated record